Molecule: messenger RNA, 510 nt
Organism: Emiliania huxleyi CCMP1516
Lineage: Eukaryota; Haptophyta; Isochrysidales; Noelaerhabdaceae
Exons: 2
Coding region: 1-510 (169 amino acids)
Source: RefSeq, a predicted model, not a curated record
AUGCUGGCUAGCUUGUUCCUGGCACAGUUCGCGUUAGCGCCGCUGAGCUCGCCGCCACGCAGGGCUUUCAUCGGGCAGGCUGCCGCAGUGGCGGUCGGCCUCCAGCCGUUUGCGGCACUGGCGGCGGCGGACUGCCUUCAGACCUGCCGCAAGAACUGCGGCCGAACUGCGGCCGGCUUGCGGCAGGGAUUACUGCGAGAGCUCUUGCGUGGACUAUUGCGCGCGCAAGACGACCGGAAAGAUGGCCUCAGCGGGUCGGUCAGCACGGAGGGCUCCGAGUUCGGUUUCGCCAGCUCUUUCAAAAACCCGCUAGCGCCGCAGAAGCCAACGGUCUACGGCGAUGACAAGCCACCAGGUCUACCGGACGUUUUCGGGGUGAACCAGGCGCUGCGGAAGGCGGUCACUGGCGGCGACUUGACCGGCGGCGUGCAAGGCCAAGGCGGUGCACGUGACUUCUCCGACGCGCCGCCGGGUGGACUGUUCGACAGUACGCGAUUCAGGGCUAAGUAG